Oldenlandia corymbosa var. corymbosa is the source of this 1674-nucleotide messenger RNA. NCBI's taxonomy places the organism in Eukaryota, Viridiplantae, Streptophyta, Magnoliopsida, Gentianales, Rubiaceae. The record is from the annotation of a GenBank genome assembly.
AUGGCGCCGCCGUUGAACCUGAAUUCUGCCGCCGCUCUGCAUCUCCGGCUUCGCACUUCAUUGGGUCUCCUUUUUCCACGGUUUCACUCCUCAGCUACUCCUGGUCUUGUCGGUGGGGCAAAUUAUCAAACAUCUUAUGAUCAUCGCAAUCAGAUCAACCAUGGCACCAAUCACCCCAACAACCACCCUUAUCCUCCUCCCCACACAUUCCCCAGUCAUUACAAUGUAAAUCCCAACUCAACCCGCCAGAACUACCCGCCGCCGCCGCCGCAACAGCAUGUUGUCCAGACUCAGAGCAAUCAAGUGGGUUACAGAGGCGGCGGAGGAGGCUUUUCUCAAUACCAGCCGGGCCCACAUCCACAUCAGGUUCAAAACUAUCCAACCCAUAAUCAGGCUGCAACAACCCAGGAUCAGAAUCAGCGUUUUCCAGGUUUUGGUCAAAAUCACGGUCAAUUGUUUCGUAAUUUUGAUCAGGGCCAAAACCUAGGUCAACCAGGAGGACCUAUGUCGAGCUUCCCUCAAAAGGUUAAUCAAAAUCAGGCCUAUCCUCCUCUUCACCAAAACCAAAACAUUCCUAAUUAUAAUUCUCAGACCUUUCAGAACCAAAAAGUUGGUGAACAGCAGCAGCAGCAGCAGCAGCAGCAGCAGACUUCUGUUGUUGAUUUAAGAGGUAUUUGUGAACAAGGUAAAGUUGGUGAUGCACUCAAACUGAUGGAUGAAGGUGUGGUUGCUGACGCUCACUCCUUUAGUUUACUAUUUGAGCUGUGUUCCAAGUCCAAGAACUAUGGUGAUGCCAAGAAAAUCCAUGAUUAUUUCUUGAGAUCAAGCUGCCGGAGUGAUCUUUUGCUGAACAAUAAGGUGCUUGAUAUGUAUGUCAAGUGUGGGAGCAUGACUGAUGCUAGACGGGUUUUUGAUCACAUGCCUGAUAGAAACUUGGAUUCCUGGAAUUUGAUGAUCAGUGGAUAUGGUUUCAAUGGGCUUGGUGAUGAUGGACUGGCCUUGUAUGAUCAGAUGAGAAAGCUAGGGUUGCGACCUAAUGGGGUUACCUUUCUCGCUGUUCUAGAUGCUUGUGCUAGCGUUGAUGCUAUUGACGAGGGCUUCUUACAUUUUGAGUCAAUGAAGACCGAGUACAGGAUGGAACCAGGGAUAGAGCAUUACUUGGGGCUUCUAGGGCUUCUUGCCAAAUGUGGGCAUCUUGCGGAAGCUGAGGAGUUUGUUGCCAAGAAACUUCCAUUUGAACCUACAACAGAUUUUUGGGAAGCUUUGAUGAAUUAUGCACGCAUGCAUGGCGACAUUGAUCUUGAGGACAGAGCUGAGGAGCUAAUGAUCAGUGUUGAUUCUUCAAAAAUGGCAAUGAUCAACAACACGAUUCCCACUCCGCCACCUAAAAAGCAAUCUGCAAUCAAUAUGCUUGAGGGCCGAAACAAGGCUCCCGAACUGCGCAGCACGACUCUAUACAAGGAUGAUGAGAAGUUGAGGGCUGCAAUGAAGCAGCAAGCUUAUGUGCCUGAUACACGAUACUUUCUCCGAUCAAGGAGGAAUUGGAAUUCCCGUUUACUAAGUUUGUUUGUAAAGUGGUCUCAUGUCUCGAGUACUUGGUUUGGCGGAGGUGAAUUCCCUGUUUCUGAUGCUGGAAAAUGGCAAUUAUCUUGGCUUGGACACUAUCCAGUGUAG